AAGAAGUCAAAUUUAUAACUACCAAUGAAAUAAUUUAUUGCCAUUGAAUAUAAAUAGUUAAUACAUACAUUGACUCAAGAUUUUCAUAUCCCUGCCCAUUUUUUCGUUCAUGUAUAUAACUAUGUUAAAGCAAUCAAAACUGCAAUUCCUGAUUUCAAAAUUGGGUUGUAUGUGAAAGCAACAGGCAUGAUGUUUUAUGAUAAUAAUAGAACAUCUUCGGAUUGGUUUGAUUUUACAACAUUAAACGAAGUAAUGGAUUACUAUGUGAUUGGAUUCGAUAAUUUUAAUUUGUGUACAGAUGAAUUUUUAAAUGGUGGAAUUGUACCUUUAGAUCCACCAAAUCCUACUGUAUUAAUAUAUACCUUGUAUAAAUUUAAAAUUGCUUUAAAUGGAUCCGCCAUUGCAAAGGACAAAGUUUAUUUCGAAUUUUCAGUAAAUCCUACAUUGAAGGCAGAGGCAGAAGAAGAAUUUAUCCCAUGUGAAAUAUCAUAUAAUGAGUAUUGUGAAAAUCCAAACUAUAAAGAGUUCAUGUGUGUCGAUAAUCAGGACACAUUCUUCGAAAAAGGAAAAUUUACAAAAGAAAAUUCAAAGGGAUUCAUAGCAAAGUAUAUAGAUUUAAUUGAUCGCGAUCUAAAAUGUGAAUGUAAUGAUGAUAAGUAUGUAACAUUUACUAUGAUUUUAAAUGGCUAUAAUAAUUUAGAAAAGGUAACUUGUGCUAAAUUAAGUGGUAGCUGA
This is a messenger RNA of Rhopalosiphum maidis (corn leaf aphid), 735 nucleotides long. RefSeq lists its product as uncharacterized. The record is from RefSeq and is a predicted model, not a curated record. The transcript is spliced from 6 exons. Bases 187 to 735 code for a protein of 182 amino acids. NCBI's taxonomy places the organism in Eukaryota, Metazoa, Arthropoda, Insecta, Hemiptera, Aphididae.